GUCGAAAAGAAAAAAAAAUCCGAGAAACGACAGGUAGCGUGUAAUUUAAGACAACGCGGUCUAUUGUUGGAUGUCAUCCACAUUUUCGGGUCAAUGUGAUUCAGAUCCAAUGCAUCCUCCCGCACUAUUUCAUUUAUAAAAGAAAGGAUGUUACAAGAUCGUGCUACUAGAUGGCGACGCCCAUAACUCGCGUGACUCCGUUGCUAGGAGACGGUCUGUAUUUAAUUCUUAUUGGAUGCAGUCUAAGUUGACGUCACACCGAACAAAUUUUUAAAUUUAGAAGGAAAAAAAUUCGAACAAAACUUUCCGUUUUUGUUUAUUAAUGCAGUUUUUUUUUUAUUAUUCGGUUGUUUUCGUUAAAUGAUUUUCUGCCACGAUAAGGAAAUUCGUGACGGGAUGCAAUUCGGAUCUAACCUGACAUUUCGAUCAAACGAUUGACAUUAAAAACGGCCGUAAAAGCAAUUCUUGUGUAUAAGUCGUGUAGGUAAAGUGUUACAAUGUCCGAUAGCUGAUCGGGUCAACUAAUAUCUAUUACAUAUUGAGUUUCCAUUACGCUUCGAUCUUUCAAUGGAUUCAGUCACGAAACCCAUCGACUUUUUUUUAUCCUCGCUUUUUUCGCCAUUCACCUUUUUUAAAUCCAAUAAGAUAUAUAUUUUACAAUACGUACACAAGAAUAUUUUAAUAAUCAGAUUCUACAGAUUUAUAUAAGAUACUAAAAUCUGUAUCUGUAUCAAUCUAUGCCUUCGGUUAUAAUUUUCUACGAAGAAAAAAGUAGAACACGGUGAUAGAAAAACAUUUUCUUAAAUAAUAAUAAUAAUAAUAAAAUUUAAAAAAAUAUUAUAUAAGAUUAUGAAUUUAAAUUUUUAAAAAUAUUUUUCUUUUUUUGCGUUUCGAGGACGGAACAAAAAAGUCGAGAUGCGCUGAUUUGUGUGGCAUAGCCGCUCAGCAGUUUCGACAACUCCGCCCAGACGGACAAAGGAAGCCACACAAUGGCUGGAUUCGGACAUGUUGCUAUCAGUGAAGCGGAGGAUAGGUUGCUUCCGCUACAUAUCAUUAUUCCGUAAACAGCGGCGUGGUAACAACCCGACAGUCCAACCUUUCGAUUCCGUAUAGUGGGGAAGCGAUAAGGAAUCUGCUUAUCUAUUACACAGCCGAGACAUGUGAUGCUAAUUCGUGUAUCUGCCAUGUAAGAGCAGCAUGUCUUUGUGGAAGUUUUGGAACCCGAAACACAAGAAAGAAAGGAUUACUCAGAAAGAAGAACACGGCAAAGAUGAUCAGAACGACGGUUCUCCCGCUUUCGAUCGACAGAGGAAUCGUCAUCAGAUGUCAGUCUCCAGAUCGGGAAGAUACAAACAGAAACAUCGAAAACGAACGGGUAUAUUGGAUAAUCCGGAUUUCGUUAACAAGUCGAGAGAUACGGAAUCGGGAAGAGAAAACCAACCUCCCAUAGACGGCUGCAACGAAAACUCUUCCCAAUCGGACGAUAAAUCCGUGUAUUCCUCCUACCUGGUAGAAAAAGAGAACGAAGCCAUGAGACAGUCUUGUCAAAACAUGGAAAUAUCCGCUCUGUGAAUGUGAGGUGAUCGUUUUAUUUUAAUUAAUAAUUUUAAAAAAA
Molecule: messenger RNA, 1615 nt
Organism: Centruroides sculpturatus (bark scorpion)
Lineage: Eukaryota; Metazoa; Arthropoda; Arachnida; Scorpiones; Buthidae
Exons: 1
Coding region: 1198-1572 (124 amino acids)
Source: RefSeq, a predicted model, not a curated record